UCCCAUCCAGUCCCCUGUCCCCUAAGUCCUGCUCCAGCUCCUCCACGCGCCACCAAUCCACGGAGAUGGGCCUGAGCCCCUCCAAGCGCGUGGACGCGGCGCUGCGGCGCGCGCCGGCGUUCGCCGCCGCCUGCGACGACGCCUUCGACCGGUGCCUCGCGGACGCGCAGGGCGCGUUCCGGGGCGUCCGCCGCUACCAGCUCGCCGACGCCGCGGCGCGCCUCCACGCGUCGCUCCGCGCGUCCGUGCCGCUGGUCCGGCGCUGGGUGCCCGCGCCGCCGCCCCGCGCCCGCGUCGACGCCGCGCUCCGCGCCGCGGGGCUCGAGGGCGAGGCGGAGCUCUCCCGGGCCCAGCUCGGGGAGUUCGCCGCGGAGCUGUUCAGGGAGGCCGUGCUGGCCGGCGCGGCGGGGGCGGCGCUCGUGCGCGCCCCCGCCGCCGCCGCCGGGAUCGUCGGGGUGGGCGUGGCGGCGCGCGCCGCGCCCGCGGUGGUCGGGAGGGUCGUCGCCGUCUACGCCGCCGGCGUCGCCGCCGCGCUUUACCUCAGCCUGGGCUAGGGUAUAUCGUUGUGUGCUUCCCCAAUCCCCAGAACCUCCUGCGCUGUGCAAGAAACUACACCCGCGGCUCUGCUGCGUUGUCGUGUCCAGCUCCGAGUUCAUCGGCAGUUGUUGCGAAAUAAAAUUAUGAUCAGAUUCAACUAAAAUGCCAUCGAACUC
Panicum virgatum (switchgrass) is the source of this 713-nucleotide messenger RNA. RefSeq lists its product as uncharacterized. NCBI's taxonomy places the organism in Eukaryota, Viridiplantae, Streptophyta, Magnoliopsida, Poales, Poaceae. Bases 66 to 554 code for a protein of 162 amino acids. The transcript has a single exon. The record is from RefSeq and is a predicted model, not a curated record.